This is a messenger RNA of Sciurus carolinensis (gray squirrel), 4374 nucleotides long. RefSeq names its product dihydropyrimidinase like 2 (gene Dpysl2). Gene Ontology annotation, cellular component: cytoplasm; cytosol. Bases 277 to 1995 code for a protein of 572 amino acids. The record is from RefSeq and is a predicted model, not a curated record. Lineage: Eukaryota; Metazoa; Chordata; Mammalia; Rodentia; Sciuridae. Gene Ontology annotation, molecular function: hydrolase activity, acting on carbon-nitrogen (but not peptide) bonds, in cyclic amides. The transcript is spliced from 14 exons.
CUUUUAUUGCUGUAGUUUAUUUCCACCCCCCUUCCCUCCUGUUCUCUCUCUCCCUCUCUCUUUCUUUUUUUCCGCCCUAGCUGGGGCUGUGUUGGAGGAGAGGAAGAAAGAGCAACAGAGGAUUGUAUUUGUCCCUUACGUUCCUGAAAAUUGCUACCAGCAAGACCACCUAAACGGUUGUACCUUCUUCAAUUCUGCAAAAAGUACCAAGUCCACUUCCCAGCAAUUUUUGCUUUAAAGCAGCCCUUUUGAAAUUAAUUUUUUUCCAGGAGAGAGAUGUCUUAUCAGGGGAAGAAAAAUAUUCCACGCAUCACGAGUGAUCGACUUCUGAUCAAAGGAGGUAAAAUUGUUAAUGAUGAUCAGUCGUUCUAUGCAGACAUAUACAUGGAAGAUGGGUUGAUCAAGCAAAUAGGAGAAAACCUGAUCGUGCCAGGAGGGGUGAAGACCAUCGAAGCACAUUCCAGAAUGGUGAUCCCUGGAGGAAUUGAUGUCCACACUCGUUUCCAGAUGCCUGACCAGGGAAUGACGUCUGCUGAUGACUUCUUCCAGGGCACCAAGGCGGCCCUGGCCGGGGGAACCACCAUGAUCAUUGACCAUGUUGUCCCUGAGCCUGGGACGAGCCUGCUGGCUGCCUUCGACCAGUGGAGGGAGUGGGCGGACAGCAAGUCCUGCUGUGACUACUCUCUGCAUGUGGACAUCACCGAGUGGCAUAAGGGCAUCCAGGAGGAGAUGGAGGCGCUGGUGAAGGACCACGGGGUCAACUCCUUCCUCGUGUACAUGGCUUUCAAAGAUCGCUUCCAGCUAACAGAUUCCCAGAUAUAUGAAGUUCUUAGUGUGAUCCGGGAUAUUGGUGCCAUAGCCCAGGUUCACGCGGAAAAUGGUGACAUCAUUGCAGAGGAACAGCAGAGGAUCCUGGAUCUGGGCAUCACGGGCCCUGAGGGACACGUGCUGAGCCGGCCUGAGGAGGUCGAGGCGGAAGCCGUGAAUCGAUCCAUCACCAUCGGCAACCAGACCAACUGCCCUCUGUACAUCACCAAGGUGAUGAGCAAGAGCGCGGCUGAAGUCAUUGCGCAGGCCCGGAAGAAGGGAACCGUGGUAUACGGCGAGCCCAUCACCGCCAGCUUGGGCACGGACGGCUCCCACUACUGGAGCAAGAACUGGGCCAAGGCUGCAGCCUUCGUCACCUCCCCGCCCCUGAGCCCGGAUCCAACCACUCCAGACUUCCUCAACUCCCUGCUCUCCUGUGGAGACCUCCAGGUCACUGGCAGUGCCCACUGCACUUUCAACACUGCCCAGAAGGCCGUAGGAAAGGACAACUUCACCCUGAUUCCCGAGGGCACCAAUGGCACGGAGGAGCGCAUGUCUGUCAUCUGGGACAAGGCUGUGGUCACUGGGAAGAUGGACGAGAACCAGUUUGUGGCCGUGACCAGCACCAAUGCAGCCAAAGUCUUCAACCUUUACCCCCGGAAAGGCCGCAUUGCUGUGGGAUCUGAUGCUGACCUGGUCAUCUGGGACCCCGACAGCGUGAAAACCAUCUCUGCCAAGACACAUAACAGCGCUCUGGAGUACAACAUCUUUGAAGGCAUGGAGUGUCGUGGCUCUCCCCUGGUGGUCAUCAGCCAGGGGAAGAUUGUCCUAGAGGACGGCACUCUCCACGUCACCGAGGGCUCUGGGCGCUACGUCCCCCGGAAGCCCUUCCCUGACUUUGUUUACAAGCGCAUCAAAGCAAGGAGCAGGCUGGCAGAGUUAAGAGGGGUUCCUCGUGGCCUGUAUGACGGACCUGUGUGCGAGGUGUCCGUGACGCCCAAGACGGUCACUCCAGCCUCCUCAGCCAAGACGUCUCCCGCCAAGCAGCAGGCCCCGCCUGUCCGCAACCUGCACCAGUCUGGAUUCAGCUUGUCCGGCGCUCAGAUCGACGACAACAUCCCCCGCCGCACCACCCAGCGCAUUGUGGCGCCCCCUGGUGGCCGUGCCAAUAUCACCAGCCUGGGCUAGAGCUGCGUCCUGCAGUCCACUUGGGGAUGGGGAUGGGACACCUGAGGACAUUCUGAGACUUCCUUCCUCUUCCUCCUCCUCUUCCUUCUUCUUCUUCCUUUUUUUUUUUUUUUUUUUAAGAGCCUGUGAUAGUUGCUGUGGGCAGCCAGUUCAUGGGGCUCCUCCUGGGCCCUGCACUCGGUCUCUCACCUGGAGUUACGAAUUUGCUCACCCACUUCCCUGUACAUCCACGAGUACCACACCCAAGCCUAGCCACCUGUCCCCACACGGAGCUGCACCCAACACUCAACAUGCUACAAAGCUGACGCCAGUGAGGGCGCCCUCCACCACGCCCCUCCUGUGCUCAUUAGCAUCUUCCUUUUCGUGGGGGGAGAUACAGUGAAUUGCCCAGAGCUGCCUUUUUUCUUUUCUUUUUAAAAUUUUUUUAAAAAAAGGUUUUCUUUGUGGGGCUGGGGAGGGGUUGGGGUGGGCUAGAGUUUUUUUUUUAAAAUACUAAAUUGGAAAGUUUGAUUCAAUAUUAACACACGGGGUUUGAACUGGACAUCCUAAUGAUGCAAUUAUGUAACCAUCAUGCUGACUCAGGGUGGCUGGCAGACUCGCUUUGUCCCUCCUGAGAGGCUCCAAAGUGUCCACAUCGCCAUUCUGUAGUGUUCUGGGUCAACUGUUGAGAAAGGGCAAGUUUUCUCUUUUGGCCUAGAUUUUGCGGCAGAUUAGAUCUUUUGAGGAUUCUCUUUGCCAUUUUCCUGCUCUCUCUCCCUCUCUCUCUCUCUCUCUCUCUCUCUCUCUCUCUCUCUCUCUCUGUCAGUCAUGGGUACCUUCAGAUGCCUGGCUCUUUCUUCAUGUUCCUCUAGCCCUUGUCUCUGAGAUGGUAUUUUCCUCUCCUUCCCUGUUGUCUUUUACCGAGGCCAGGACCUGUCCAGCAGGACUUGAGCUUUGCCCUUGUGACCACAGUAGCAUGUCAUCCUGGUCCCUGGAAGAGUGGUGCUACCCGCCUGCCAGUACGAGGAGGUGUGUCUGACUUGGAGACUCUUGCCAGGUGCAGGGACGAGCUGGGCUCCCACCACGCUGUCAAGGGCGGGCCCAGCAUGGAGCCACACAGAGCAGAGCCAUUGAGGAAACAGACUGCAGAGUAGGAGGAUUUUUUUUCCCCUGGGAAGUAUGUUUUGGGUUUCCAGAACAUACUGGGGCUUUUCACUUUGGGAGAAAACACCAUUUUUUUUUUUUUCCUGGCCCAAUGAUUUCAAAAGAUGUAAUGCAACAUAGGGAGAACUUACCAACUCAGAAAAUUUCUUGCAACUUGGACUUAAAGACCUUUUCACUCUGAAAGAGGAAAGAAAAAUGUUGUAUGGUCUGUAUGUCACAUCGGGGCUGUUAUGGGGAGAAACCUUUCAGAUCCAGCAUGUGGCCCACUUAGACCACCGUGGCCUCGUGUCUCGCACUCCUCCCUCCCCUUGGCUCAGAGACCCCCUUCACUAGCUGGCUGCUUUCUGUCCCUGCUGACUCGUGUUGCUUCUUUCCAAACCUGCUUCCAGGUCCUUGUAAGCAGUGUCAGGUCUGCAGGCUUCUAUGAAACCAAAUCCGCUUUCGUCAAGUGCGACAUCUUAACGUAGGUCAUCACGUCAUGACACUUGUCUCUCCACACGUUUUGCCUUCGGGGUUAUGGUCGGGGUUUUGGUUUGUUGUUGUUGUUGUUUAUUUGUUAUUUUAAAGGUAAAUUGCACUUUUGAAAAAUUAAUUGGUUGACUUAAUAUAUUUGUUUUUUUUUUUUUUUUCCUUUCUCACCUUCACUUAGAGGAAAUUUGAACAAGUUGGAAAACAUUUUUGUUUCAAUUCUAAGAAACACAUGCAGCUCUUCAGUAUUCACUUGUCUUCCUGUUUUUCCUGUACCAGGUCAUGGUAAUUUUGGUUGUUCUGAUUGUUUUCUUAAAAAAACAAAAACAAAAAAACAGUUUAAAACCUGAAGAAUUCCGCAGGCUGUGUAAGCAUGUUUACCUGUUGGCUUGCUUUGUGUGUCUGUUCAAUGAAUGUCAUAUGUAAAUGCUAAAAUAAAUUGACAGUGUCUCAGAACUGAAUAACUGCAGUGACUUGAUGCUCUAAACAGUGUAGGACUUAAUAAUAGAUGGUUUUUAAUCCUUACGAUUGUGAUUGUGACCCCUGAGUGGAGGACCUUUCAGUGCUAAAGCUGAUGAUGUGCGUAAUCAGAAGAGUACUUUUGUUUUUGUUUGUUUUAUUUUUGUUUUUUUUUUUUUUUUUUUGUAACCACUGUCUUAAUGGCAAAAUAAUUAUGGUAAAAGACAAGUCUCGUGUUUAUUAUUCCUUAAGAACUCUGUGUUAUAUUACCAUGGAACACCUAAUAAAGCAAAAUGUGGUUGUUUCAGG